Strongylocentrotus purpuratus (purple sea urchin) is the source of this 567-nucleotide messenger RNA. RefSeq names its product pre-mRNA-splicing factor ATP-dependent RNA helicase DHX16-like. The transcript is spliced from 4 exons. Gene Ontology annotation, molecular function: RNA binding. Gene Ontology annotation, cellular component: intracellular anatomical structure; catalytic step 2 spliceosome. The record is from RefSeq and is a predicted model, not a curated record. The coding region runs from base 1 to 567 and encodes 188 amino acids. Lineage: Eukaryota; Metazoa; Echinodermata; Echinoidea; Camarodonta; Strongylocentrotidae.
AUGUCAUUCCCAGGCAAAGCUCCAGUUAGCAAGGAUAAAACACAUGCAAUCCACAAGCAGAGAGGAAUCCUUGAGUGGGUGGAGACUGGUUUCUCAACUCAAUGGAGCUUUGAGAACUUCAUCCAGCAUCGAUCGAUGAGACGGGCGCGGGAUGUUCGUGAUCAGCUCCAGGGACUCAUGGGGAGAGUUGAGAUGGAGAUUGUGAGCUGUGGUAUGGAUAGUGUUGUUAUUAGAAAGGCUGUAACUGCUGGUUUCUUCUACCAUACUGCACGCUUCAGUAAGGGAGGUAACUACAAGACAGUCAAGCACCAGCAGACAGUCAUGGUUCAUCCCAAUAGCGGUCUGUUUGAAGAACAACCAAGAUGGCUCAUCUACCAUAAACUUGUCUUUACAACCAAGGAGUUCAUGAGACAGGUGAUAGAGAUAGAGAACGGUUGGUUGCUAGAGGCUGCUCCACACUACUACAAGGCCAAGGAACUGGAGGACGCAUCAAGCAAGAAGAUGCCGAAGGGUGUAGACAAGUCGGCCGGUAGCGUUGAGAUGGGACUCACUUGGAACAAACUAUAA